Messenger RNA from Stereum hirsutum FP-91666 SS1, 354 nucleotides. RefSeq lists its product as uncharacterized. Bases 1 to 354 code for a protein of 117 amino acids. The transcript has 3 exons. The record is from RefSeq and is a predicted model, not a curated record. Lineage: Eukaryota; Fungi; Basidiomycota; Agaricomycetes; Russulales; Stereaceae.
AUGCCUGUUCGUCUCAGCUUUGGCACCUUCCGCUCCCUCUUCAACAGUCAGCGGGCCGCGAGGCUCGCGUUCGUGACUGAAUCCCAGAGAAUCGCGCUUACAGCUCUCUGGGCUCAGAAAGAGAAAGUUACAGACAAACUUCCGACCGCGAGUGGCAUGCUCCUACACGAUGCCAUCCAUAAAUCCGAUUCGGAUUCCCGACCGCACUGUACCAUAGAUAUCUUCGACGUGAACAACGUGCCCAUCGGGACAGCCCAUGUCUUUGAAGAUACCAAUGAGGAUAUUGAAGUCUUCACUGAACCGAGGACUGGCGCUGUGAAAGAUUGGAACAAAGCUCAGCAGAUAGGAAAUUGA